CAACAAUGGAAUCGGCAAAACCUAAUGAACGCAAAUCAAAAGAUCUCGAGAAGGGCAAACAACCGGUCCAAACGUUCGAAUUCAUCACCUUGACCGACAACCAGAAGAUCGACGGACAUGAUCGCUAUACAGUCCGCAAACAAGCGAUGAAGAAUAACACGAAUCGGAGGAUCAAAGUUAUACAACAAGCAUUACAAUCAAAGAGAUUCCGACUGCUGCCAAGAGGACUACAGGACUUGGAGGACAAGCCCAAGAUCAAGCCAGCUUGUACGAAGGCUAGUUCUUCCAAAUCCUCGGGGAUGAUGAUGCAGACGUUCGAAUUAUCGCCGGUGUACUUCAACGACGAUUAUUCUAUGAUAGACUCGACGAUGCAGUUGCCAACACAGUCUGGGUGGAUAAACCCAUAUCUUGAAGGAGGAAGUGUCUUUGAUCCCCAAAGUGCGAGCCGCAACAGCUCUAUCUCUUACUCCGACUCUCUUGACGAUCUACUUCACAGCUUUUCAGCACUACAAUACCAAACAUCGCACGAAGACACUGUUCCCCCAAGCAUCGAUCCUCUAUCAUCGAUCCCAGAAAAUAUACCCUACCGUGCCCGACUUCUCAUCCAACAUGACUUCACAGAACGUAGCCGAGCCACUUCUCUGAUGAUGUCUGUUCGCAAGUCGUGGCUUGCACUAUCACUCACCGAUGCUGCGUUAUUCAAUGUGGUACUCGCACAUUAUGCUGCGAGUUAUUGUCUGUUGACUGGUCAUGGGGAUCCGAUGGAGGCGAUCUCGUUCACGGCUGCUUCGAUCAAUAUCAUCAAUGAGAGGAUGAAUUGGCCGGACCAGAGAACAAGUGAUGGAACAAUUGCUGCUGUUGCGGGGAUGGUGUUACAAGAGGUCAAGAACGGAGACGAAGUGGCUGUAAAAGCCCAUCUCAGCGGCCUAGAACGAAUGAUCACUUUGCGUGGCGGGCUUCACAAAGCUAGGUUUCCCGCAUCGCUUCAACGAAUGAUAGCGUGGGCUGAACUCCACGCCUCGAGUGUUUUCUCCACCACACCGAAUAUCCUCCCAUACGACGCACCGGCUCUAGACAUUCCACCCUACACUAUCACAGCCACCAGCAGCGGCUGUUUCCUUCUCUCGAGCUCAGAACUUCCUUUCAACCGCAGCAUUACAUGGGAUCCAAUCGAGACAAAUAUCGAACAAGUCUUCGCAGAUCUCCGAUACCUAUCCUCUGUCCUUGAAUCUGAGGAUACAAAAUCUGCCGAGGAAGUCGACAACAUGUGGUACAGCGACAAAACAUACCUCGUAAAACGCAGUCUCGUGUACCUAUACCAACAUCCUCAACUUUCACAUUCUCGACUAGACACGCUGAAAUGUCUCGCUGCCUCCAUUUUUGUAGAUUCUUGCUUUCGAGAUCAGAGAUUCAGCGCUUGUUCAAUUGGAAUUCUCGUGACAAAAUUGAGAUCGGAGCUAGAGUCAUUCUUGAUGUCGUAUGAUCUCGAAUUGGUCGAGCAUAGCGAGGAGGAUGAGAAAGCUUUGAUGUGGGUUUGUGCAUUUGGGGGCAUUGCAGCUUAUGGCUGGGCGGAGAGGAGUUGGUUUGUCGAACAGUUUGCCAGGGUUUGUGGGAGGUUGGAGAUUAGGGAGUGGGAGCGAGCGAGAAAGAUCGUGAGCGAGACGCUGUGGAAUGAGAGAUGGGAGGAGCCGAAAGGGGCUUUAUGGCGGGAGACUGUUGAGACGAAGACAAGUAUGAUUGAUGAUGCUUCUUUUGACACGAUAGAUUACAGGGUAGAUGCAGGUAAUAUAUCGCAAUACAUGCCCUGAUGAAAGAUACUUUCCACAUUUCGGCGCUCAUUAGCCGAAUGUCAACAAAAUCCCUUCGUGCUGCUUCCCAUCUGCUUCAGGACGGCAAGAAUACUGUGGUACUUAAAUAUGCU
Molecule: messenger RNA, 1921 nt
Organism: Cadophora gregata
Lineage: Eukaryota; Fungi; Ascomycota; Leotiomycetes; Helotiales; Ploettnerulaceae
Exons: 5
Coding region: 6-1808 (600 amino acids)
Source: RefSeq, a predicted model, not a curated record